Messenger RNA from Didymodactylos carnosus, 906 nucleotides. The record is from the annotation of a GenBank genome assembly. Lineage: Eukaryota; Metazoa; Rotifera; Eurotatoria; Philodinida; Philodinidae.
AUCAAGUUAACCUCGAAUUUGAGCAAAUCUGCUUCAGCAACUAGAAAAUGAACAAGAUUUCUUCGAGCAAUUUUUUAUUGUGAGCAAAAAUGAAAAGUACAUGAAAAUACAUUGAAAAAUCAAAAGAGAAAAUAGAGAAAGGACAGUUUUGAUUUUGUAAGCAGUCAUACGAAAAAAAAGUUCAUGCAGCAGUUAAUAUACAUAGAAAUUCUGUUGUAUAUCAUGAAUGCUUCGAUUUAUGUCAUCUUUUACUAGAUUAUCACGCAUCGAGAAAUGGUUAUUAACUGCUAGAAAAAAUGACUAUAGUUAUGUUAGUAUUGUAGGAAAAACAAGCGAUAAGACACAUAAUUUGUUAUUCACAUUUUUGCGCAUCACUUUUUUGGGCGAUUCUGUAAUUUUGUUAAAUCUUUCAAUAAUUUUAUUCAAAAUCUUUUUUUCUGAAAUUUUACUGCUCAAAUUCGAGGUAUUCAAUAUCAAGUCAAUCUUUAAGGCUGUUUUUCGUUUGUGUAAUGAUAAGAUGAACAUCAUUUUGUCUUAUUUAUGGUAUUAGAAGCAGAAACAUUGGUGCCCACAUCGGAAAGCAAACCAAAUAUUAUAUAUAAAAAACGUUCGCGUAUCCAGUACACACAACAACAGUUGGAUAUUCUUGAAUGGACGUUUCAACGUUAUCAUUAUCCUGCUGUUGAUAUUGUCGAUAAUUUAGCCGAGGAGCUAAAAUUACCAACCCAAAAAAUAUCGGUAAGAUCUAAUUACAGUUGAGUAAAUAUUGGGUUAAAAUUCAACUAUUCUUAUAGGUUUGGUUUCAAAAUCGUAGAUCGAAAAUGAAAAAGGAAUUAAAACAGUCAAACGUCUCCAGUGGGCAAUACAAAGAAUUAGUAUGUUUUAUUCACUCGUUUUAUUCAAUCU